AUGGAGCCGAAACGCACUACUCUAUCCUCCCGUCUUCGGCGUCGCCGACUGCUUAUUGCGGUUCUCGUUCUCCUCGGAGUCGUUUAUUUGUUUGGUUUCCCCAGUUUCGCGCUGGAUGCAUUCGACCUCGACCUUGAUUUCCCCGUCAACCGGGCCAACAUCGCACAGCUUGUGCGCUCGAAAACGAAGAACGUACAAGUCCAAGUACCAGAGAUAUAUGGCCUUUUGCAUCUCGUCACGUCUGCUGACACUGAAGACCAACAUAUCAUGGCGGGCACAUUCGACCCCACAAAACCUGUCGACAUGCAGGUGUAUGCCUCGGGAAAGACCAAUCUGGACUGGGCACAACGCAAGCGGGAGAUCGACGAGCAGUUCCCGUUGGUUGUCUUUAGCAAGACUUACUGCCCCUUCUCCAAACGCGCCAAAGCGCUCCUCGAAACCUAUCACCUCACACCGCCUCCAAAAGUGAUAGAAGUCGACCUUCGUGACGAUGCUGAACACAUUAAACAACUGCUCACACGACUCACGCAGCACUCAACUUUCCCCAACGUUAUCCUUCUUGGGGACUCUCUUGGCGGGUCGGACCAGUUACAGGCACUUCACAAGGACGGCAGGCAACUACGAAACAUGCUGCAAACUGCUGGUAUCGGGGUAGGAAAUACAGAUGCGUAG
This is a messenger RNA of Mycena indigotica, 672 nucleotides long. Its product is annotated as Glutaredoxin domain protein. The transcript is spliced from 4 exons. Gene Ontology annotation, cellular component: cytoplasm; Golgi lumen; cis-Golgi network. Gene Ontology annotation, biological process: cellular response to oxidative stress. Bases 1 to 672 code for a protein of 223 amino acids. Lineage: Eukaryota; Fungi; Basidiomycota; Agaricomycetes; Agaricales; Mycenaceae. Gene Ontology annotation, molecular function: glutathione disulfide oxidoreductase activity. The record is from RefSeq and is a predicted model, not a curated record.